CCUCGCCCACCAACCAUUAAGGCACUACUAGAUCUACAUUUAUAAGAUACUCUUCAUUUUUUUGGAAUUAAAGAAACUACGAUUUAAAAAAAUAAACAUAAGAACUUCAGAAAAUUCUCAACUAGGAAUUUAACAAAGGAUCACUAAAGUAUUUAACCAAGAACUGAAAUAAAAUUAAGCAAAAAGCUCAACAAAGUAUUUUAAUCAAGAACUCAACAAAGAAUUCAACAUGUUUAUUUUCGCCAUUAUAAUAAUUCUGAUCAAUGCAGGUUUAACAGAAGGACAGACAUGCGAUUUGCUUUGUACUAUCAAAGCUACCACAGCACUAAAAGACCAGACCGUACCAAGUAAAAUUUGCUCGAUAUACACAGAGUUUGAGAACUGUGUCUAUAACUUAACCUGCAUGUCUAGUACAGAGAAAGCUGUAUCAACAGAAACUCUGAAGCAGUUCAUUGUGACAAGGUAUCGCACUACGUGUGAAUCGAGUAUUAAAGCCUGCGCCACACCAACACUGGAUCAGUGCUUUCUACAAUUUCAAACUUCAUACACAAAAAACGAAAAUGAUGCUGCCCUGUUGUGCAGUGCGUACGAAAGCUUGUCUCAGUGUGUUAACAGCUCAAACUGUGGAGACUCUACGGACAGGAAACAAAGUACUCUUAGCAGUGCAAAAACUAUCAUACAGUUCGCUAAUUGUGAAGGCACAACAACAGUCUCGACGACCGCAACAACAACUACAACAAUCAAAACGACCACAACAACCAGAGAAACUACAACAGCAAAAUUAGUAGCCUGCGCCACACCAACACUGGAUCAGUGCUUUCAACAAUUUCAAACUUUAUACACAGAAAACACAAACGAUGCUGCCCUGGUGUGCAAUGCGUACGAAAGCUUGUCUCAGUGUGUUAACAGCUCAAACUGUGGAGACUCUACGGACAGGAAACAAAGUACUCUUAGCAGUGCAAAAACUAUCAUACAGUUCGCUAAUUGUGAAGGCACAACAACAGUCUCCACGACAGCAACAACAACUACAACAAUCAAAACGACCACAACAACCAGAGAAACCACAACAGCAAAAUUAGCAGCCGCCACAACAUCAGCUCCAUCCACAAAUACACCAUCAAGUUGUAUCAAGGACUCGUUUGAUCAAUGUUUAACUACGUAUGCUGCAAGUUUUUCAGCCCAUGGUUUUGAUGAAGUUGUUUCCUGCAGAGAUCUGAAUGACCUGACCAGCUGUUUUUCAAAAGUUGGUUGUGGAACAGACCCAAAAACAUCUUUCAUCGUCAGUCAAUCAAAACAACAGUUACAAAAUGGCGGCAUUAUUUGCUCAACGCCAACUACCACAUUUUUACCACAGACGACGCCUCGGACAACUACAUCAACAGUUAAAGAAUACACGGCAGUCACCACAGCAGCUCCCGUAACUAAAGAAUGUAAAGACGGUCUAGAUUCUUGUUAUUUGACCUUCUUCAUGACUUCUGUAACCAGAAGCAACGAGAGAGAUCUACUCUGUGGAGAUUUACGUACUCUUUCUGAAUGUGUGUCUGCUAUCAACUGUCCAGCCAGUGAGAGACAGAAAAAGAUUAGCGAGGGAGAAAGUCGUCUUUCAGCUCGAAGUAUCAACUGUUCUGUUCCAUCCACUUGUAACAAAGAUCUCCUCAACCAAUGUAUGACUACCUUUGUCAUCAGCAGAACUACAAAUGGAUUGGAUACAUCAAUAGCUUGCGGAUACUUCAAUGACUUGACCAUUUGUCUUUCAAAAACUUUGUGUUCAACUGUUGAUACAUCUCCCUAUAUCAACCAGGCUAAGAAACAACUAGAAGCUGGACUCAUUGAUUGCAGUGUGGCGACUACAACAGUAACAACCAGGCCUACAAUUACAGUACCUGCAAGUACUGCAGCCAUCACAACAGUUGCUAUAACUAAAGCGUGUAAAGACGGUUUAGAUUCUUGUUAUUUGAACUUCUUUAUGACCACGGUGACCAGAACUAACGAAAGAGAUCUACUCUGUGGAGAUUUACAUACUCUGUCUGAAUGUGUGUCUGCUAUCAACUGUCCAGUCAGUGAGAGACAGAAAAAGAUUAAGGAGGGAGAAAGUCGUCUUUCAGCUCGAAGUAUCAACUGCUCUGCUCCAUCCACUUGUAACAAAGAUCUCCUCAACCAAUGUAUGACUACCUUUGUCAUCAGUCGAACUACAAACGGAUUGGAUAAAACAAUAGCUUGCAGAGAUUUCAAUGACUUGAACGUUUGUCUCUCAAAGACGUUGUGUACCACUGUGGAUACAUCUCCCUAUAUCAACCAGGCCAAGAAACAGUUAGAGGCUGGACUCAUUGAUUGCAGUGUGACAUCUACAACAACGGUAACCAGCACAUCCACCACUCCAGCAAGCACCACAUCCACCACAGCAGUUCCAGUUACUAAAGAAUGUAAAGACGGUUUAGAUUCUUGUUAUUUGACCUUCUUCAUGACCUCUACGACCAGAGCCAACGAGAGAGAUCUACUCUGUGGAGAUUUACGUACUUUGUCUGAAUGUGUGUCUGCUAUCAAUUGUCCAGUCAGUGAGAAACAGAAAAAGAUUAGCGAGGGAGAAAAUCGUCUUUUAACUAGGAAUAUAAACUGCUCUGCACCGUCCAGUUGUAACAAGGAUCUCCUCAGCCAAUGCAUGAUUAUUUUUGUCACCAGCAGAACUACAAAUGGCAUGGCCACAUCAAUAGCUUGUCGAGAUUUCGAUGAUUUGACCAAUUGCCUAGCCAAGACCUCCUGUUCAACUGUUGAUACAUCUCCUUAUGUCAACCAAGCUAAGAAACAGUUAGAGGCUGGACUCAUUGAUUGUAGUAUAACAGCUAAGCCUACCAGCACAGUAGCUACCACAACUGUCAACUGCGUCCCAAAUUUGGAUCUUAUUUCACAAUGUCUGCAGAGCUAUGAGAAAAAUGUACAAAAACAUGGCGAUGAAACCAAAUAUAUUUGCACAGAUCUGUCGGUCUUUCUACGAUGCAUCAAUAACAUAAGCUGCUUAGGGGCAGACUAUAAGUAUACACUCACAUCUUUCAUCAUAGAACAGAAGGUGACAGAGGAUGUCAAAUGCAGUCUGUCCACUUUCGCUCCCCCAAUUUCAACGACAGCUAAAGAGAUCAAAUCUACAACACUUCUUCCCAAGUCUGACGUCAUCACAACAGUUGCAGUCACACAAUCAAGUCUCGUUGAAUGUCAAACUGGUCAAGUUCGAUGUGCGAACACUUACAAUGCAGUUAUGUCCAGUACAGGGUUGACCAAGGAACGUGCCUGCAGUGAAAUAAAGAAAUUUUACAGCUGUGUUUUCGCCAUUCAAGCUUGUAACUUUAGUGAAGCUGACAAGAAGAGAUACUUGACCACUGGUCAAGCUGAGCUGGACAAAAAGUCAUUCCCCUGCAAUAUAAUAUCAAUGACAUCUUCUUACAAUGAUGAAGACGGUGUCAACAGUGGCAGUAAGCAAAGAGAAACUCUUAGAUCUGCCUUCAUGUCUCUGUCUCUACUAAUUUUACUCUUUGUUCGAUACUAGAAAAGAAAUAAAGUUUGCAGUGUCCACAGAGAAACUUU
Biomphalaria glabrata is the source of this 3576-nucleotide messenger RNA. Its product is annotated as mucin-5AC-like. Bases 230 to 3538 code for a protein of 1102 amino acids. The transcript is spliced from 40 exons. Lineage: Eukaryota; Metazoa; Mollusca; Gastropoda; Planorbidae. The record is from RefSeq and is a predicted model, not a curated record.